Messenger RNA from Carassius carassius (crucian carp), 1254 nucleotides. RefSeq names its product ankyrin repeat domain-containing protein SOWAHD-like. Gene Ontology annotation, molecular function: protein binding. The record is from RefSeq and is a predicted model, not a curated record. NCBI's taxonomy places the organism in Eukaryota, Metazoa, Chordata, Actinopteri, Cypriniformes, Cyprinidae. Bases 101 to 1141 code for a protein of 346 amino acids. The transcript has a single exon.
UGAACAUUUCAUAGCCUAGAGAGGACGGUUUUCUCUGGUUAUGUAAGCCUUUUUAAUUUGGAUCUUAUCUAAGUAAAUCACUUCCCAGGGAUCCGACGGGAUGUAUGAGGGGCCCAUCAGCUCUGAGGAACAUUUUAAUGACCCUGUGGAAGAAGCGGCACUGCCCUCAGAAGAACCAAAGGACUCAGACUGUGAAGCUUCAGGCAACAAUUUAAGUAAUGCAUUUUCACUUAAAAACAGGCUAACAAGAGAGCCCCGCUCAAAUCUUGAGGGGCGAUUGUCAAGACAUGGGACUCGACCCGUUUCUCCUGCGGUUAGCGCCUCCUUGCGCAGAUCCAGAUUUCAGAAACAGCUGGAGGAAUCGGGCAGCAGCGCCUGCCGCAGACUGUCAGUGGACGCGUCCGAGAAGGGCUCCCUCACACCCGCUAUGCGAAAGAAGUAUUUGAAAGAGUUGUUUUUGAAUAAUAAAUCUGGAUUGUCAUACAUUUUAUCAUCCAAAGACGAGCCGUCAGAGUUGGAGGGAGCUCCGUACGGAGACACUUUGAACAGCAGUGCGCUCUGCGCUUUGGAUCCUAUGGAGCACGCCUGGAUGCUUUCAGUUGUGGAUGGAAAUUAUGACAUUAUGCUGGAAUUUCUCUCUGAAGACCCCAGUUUAUUGAGCAGAAAAGACUUUAUCAGUGGUUUUACGGCUCUCCACUGGUUGGCCAAAAAUGGAAAGGAUGAGACACUGAUUCAGCUUCUCAGUCAUGCAGAAAAAGAGGGGCUCUCAGUGAAUGUGAACUUGAGAGGCAGUGGAGGUCUGACACCUCUUCAUGUGGCUGCCAUGCAUAACCAGUACACGGUCGUGAAGGCUUUGGUUGGUGCAUUCAGUGCUGAUAUAGAUGUCAUGGACUACAGCGGGAAAAGAGCAUGGCAGUAUCUCAAAGACAACGCACCAAGAGAAAUGAAGGAUCUUCUGGGGGCUUGGGAUGAUGAACACUCUGUAGGGUACUUGAAUGUGAAUUACAGUGCGAGUCAAGCACAGCCAGCUGAGGAACAUGCUCAAGAGAGUAGGGUUGAGGUGGACAGUUCAGGAGUCACACGGCAGCGAUUCUCAUUUAAGAGGCUGUUAUACAAUAUUGGUCUGCUUGAAAAGAUCUGAGACUUUACCAAAAUUAUGUCUUCAGGUAAUUACUUGAAAUUUGCUCCUUCAUGAGUAAUAAAACUUGUAUAUUUAAUAAUGUGGGAAUUGCUUAACUUUAUAACAGGGCUGGG